UAACAGUUCCCGUUCUUUGGAAGCCACCGUCGAUUCUCCAAUCUCUUCUUCAAGUUCUCUGCCGAUGGCCGCCUCCGCCGUCGCCAGAUCGAUACUUCGAGCUGCUUCGUCUCGGGGAGCCGCCGCUGGUUCCACUGGCCGCUUCGCGUCUCAAGCGAAAUCAGUUCCGCCGAUGUUUAGAGCCAGCGCUAAAAGAAGCUCACUGCUUUCACCUCUCCGAAAUCCUGUGGAGAUGAGCUUCUGUGUUGAGUCAAUGUUACCAUACCACACCGCCACAGCUUCUGCUCUAAUGACUUCGAUGCUUUCUAUCUCUGGACAUACCUAUGGCUGGCUCUCUGACGCUUGCAUUGAUGAUGUGUGAUGAGUUUGCCAGAAGAUCACUGAAGCUACCAGUUUAUCUUGCAAAGAUGACUUUUGAUGAAGUCUACAAGUAACCCAAAUGCGAAUCCCAGAGACGGUUUUAAGAGAGUUUAGGCAAAAAAAUAAAUAAUUGUUGUACUUUUCAAACAUAAAUGGUCUCUGUCUUUGAAUAUUUUAAAUCAGCUCUCUAUCAUCUCUGUUACAUCAAAAGUUCAACACAAUUAAAAUUGCAUC
Brassica oleracea var. oleracea is the source of this 594-nucleotide messenger RNA. RefSeq names its product protein NUCLEAR FUSION DEFECTIVE 6, chloroplastic/mitochondrial-like. The record is from RefSeq and is a predicted model, not a curated record. The transcript is spliced from 4 exons. Gene Ontology annotation, cellular component: mitochondrion. Lineage: Eukaryota; Viridiplantae; Streptophyta; Magnoliopsida; Brassicales; Brassicaceae. The coding region runs from base 65 to 361 and encodes 98 amino acids.